AUGGCUCUCUUUUUCCUUAUCAACUUAUAGCAUGAACUAAUAGAAAUAGAAAUAUGUAAAAUAAAUUAUUUUACAUAUUUUAGAUUUGGAAGUACUGUUGGCAAGUAAAAUUAUCAAAUUUUAAAUAGAUGAAUCAAUUGAAAACUAGAAAAAAUUGUAAUUUCCCUAAAUUAUUCAAUUUGUAAAUUGA
Molecule: messenger RNA, 190 nt
Organism: Paramecium primaurelia
Lineage: Eukaryota; Ciliophora; Oligohymenophorea; Peniculida; Parameciidae
Source: the annotation of a GenBank genome assembly